This is a messenger RNA of Stomoxys calcitrans (stable fly), 1323 nucleotides long. RefSeq names its product transmembrane protein 231. The record is from RefSeq and is a predicted model, not a curated record. Gene Ontology annotation, cellular component: ciliary membrane; ciliary transition zone. The coding region runs from base 84 to 1043 and encodes 319 amino acids. NCBI's taxonomy places the organism in Eukaryota, Metazoa, Arthropoda, Insecta, Diptera, Muscidae. Gene Ontology annotation, biological process: regulation of protein localization; cilium assembly. The transcript is spliced from 3 exons.
GCCAAUAUCAAAAAACUGCUUACGACAGAAAAUAUAGAAUAAAUAUUUAAUUCAAUUUUCAACUCCAAUAAAUAACAAAAACAAUGAAAUUUAUACCACUUCAUACCACAAAUACCGCAAUUAUUUAUAAAAACUCAAUAUGUUCGGCAGCAACAAUGUUGGUGUUGACAUUUUUCGCCCUAUCUGUGCUGGUGCCUUUACUUAUGGUCUCUUUAUUGAGUCCAUAUUCAGGAAUAGCAGAAUCUCGCAUUUUAUAUGAACAACCAAAAGUUCAAUUUCAAUAUAAAUCGAUAUUUUAUGGUGAAACAAAAAAGGAGGGAAGUUUAAUUACAUGCAGCACCUUUCCUCUGUUAAAUGAUGCCGUUGACUCGAACGAUGACCCAGAUAAAUGUGAUGGCAUUAAGUAUUGGACCGAAGAUUUGGAUUAUGAUGGAACCAUUGAUCGUGUACAUUUUGUGCAACAAUUGGAGAGUUUAGAUGAAAAGCUUUUGGCUUUCGAUGUAGUACUUUUCUUUGAUGCCCAUCUAGAGCAUAAAUGUCAUUUAUCUCCACCAGCUGUCUUGAUAGAACACAUAGACAUACCAUACUCUUCACAGUUGACCAGCGGUGUCAUAACCAUACGUGCUGACCUUGCUUUAAAACAAUAUGUCGAAUUCACCUGUCCCUUUCCAGGACGUUAUGUUAAGACCAAAUUUCGCCAUUUAACUAUUCCAUCCAAUUCAUCAAACAUUGGAAAAUUUAAUAUAGAAUCUCUACUGGAUCGUCUAAAAUCUAAUCCUGCUUAUUACCAACUUGAAAUACAAGAGCACUAUUUUCGCAAAGCUUCACCGGAGCAAGGUUUAAUCAUACAAUUCCACAUUGACAUUUUACAAUUGGGAGCUCGUUAUCAUCUGAGCAUUUGGGAGCGUCUGGGUCAAUUCUGGUUGUAUUUUGCCUCAUUCUUUGGCAUAUCAUUUUACAUUAUGAAUAAGCUAAAGGACUUUUUGUUUGGCAAUCACAUUGUACGCUCAUGGGAGAUAAUUCCAUGGAAAAAGUUAUACUGACAAAGAAAUGGAGAGCGUAUUUAUUUGGAUGACUAUUCAGAGACGAGUGUAUAUUAAAGGGUUCAUUUUGGAGACCUUGAAAGAUGCUUAUGUAUUUGAAAAACAGUUCAAAAAGCUGAGUUAUAGCUUAUAUAAAAAUCUAAUCCAAAUAAAAUACGUUCAAAAGUCAAGUGUUAAUUUUCAAAGAAGAAAAACUUCAUCUUAGCUUUAGACCAUAUGGCAUAGUUGAAGACAUAAAAUCAUAAUUUUGAAUGAAAAAUUAAUAAAGGUUUUAAUGCAA